AUAGCGCUUAUCCUGGAAGUGACGUCACUUCCGGUGUGGUCGUCUUUUCUAGAAAAAAAAUGGCCGCUGUUGACAUCGACAUGCCGGCAGAACCAGAGCCCCAACUGUGCAAUCCGGAUGACAUGGAACGCGAGGCUGAAGGCUUCAAAGAGCAAGGAAAUGCGUUCUACAGCAAGAAGGAUUACUCCGAGGCUUUCAACUAUUACACAAAGGCCAUUGAGGCGUCCCCCAAAAACGCCAGUUACUAUGGCAACAGGGCAGCCACCCUCAUGAUGCUCUGCCGCUUCCGAGAGGCCCUGGCAGAUUCCCAGCAGGCCGUGCGUCUGGACGACUGCUUCAUGAAGGGGCAUCUACGCGAAGGAAAGUGCCACCUGUCUCUAGGAAACGCCAUGGCGGCCAGCCGCUGCUUCCAGAAGGUUCUGGAGCUGGAGCCGAGCAACCGAGAGGCUCAGAAUGAGAACAAGAACGCCACCACGCUGCUGGAGUUCGAGCGAAUGGCGGAUUUUGGCUUUGAAAAGCGGGAUUUCAGAAAGGUGGUGUACUGUAUGGACCGGGCCUUAACUCUGGCUUCCGCCUGCCACCGCUUCAAAAUCCUCAAGGCAGAGUGCCUCGCUCUGCUGGGACGUUAUCCAGAAGCCCAGUCUGUAGCGAGUGACAUCUUGAGGAUGGAUUCCACGAAUGCAGACGCCCUCUACGUCCGAGGCCUGUGUCUUUACUACGAGGACUGCAUCGAUAAGGCCGUGCAGUUCUUCGUCCAGGCUCUGCGCAUGGCACCUGACCAUGAAAAGGCCCGGCUCGCCUGCAGGAACGCCAAAGCCUUGAAAGCCAAGAAGGAGGAGGGAAACCUGGCGUUUAAGAGCUGCAGCUACGAAGCCGCCCACCAGCUGUACACGGAGGCGCUGGCGAUAGACCCCAACAACAUCAAGACCAACGCUAAACUCUACUGCAACAGAGCCACGGCAGGAGCAAAGCUGAAGAAACUUAAUCAAGCCAUCGAGGACUGUACCAGUGCAAUCAAGCUAGAUGACACGUACAUCAAGGCCUACUUAAGAAGAGCUCAGUGUUACAUGGACACGGAGCAGUAUGAGGAGGCUGUGCGGGACUAUGAAAAGGUUUAUCAGACAGAAAAAACCUCAGAUCACAAACAUCUGUUGAAGACGGCGCAGAUGGAGCUGAAGAAGAGCAAAAGGAAAGAUUACUACAAGGUGCUGGGGGUCGGCAAGAACGCCACCGAGGACGAGAUCAAGAAAGCUUAUCGCAAACGGGCCCUUAUGCACCACCCAGACCGGCACAGUGCGGCCACACGAGAGGUGCAGAAGGAGGAGGAGAAGAAAUUCAAGGAAGUGGGCGAAGCCUUCACCGUCCUCUCUGACCCCAAGAAGAAGAGUCGUUACGACAACGGCCACGACCUGGAUGAUGACAGCGGCUUCGAUGGUGGAGAUUUCGAUGCCAACAACAUCUUCAGAGCUUUCUUUGGCGGCCAUGGUGGAGGAUACACUUUUGAUUCCAGUCCAGACGCUGGACCUGGAAAUUUCUUUUUCCAGUUCGGCUAAAGCGAAGGAGCGCGCGUGAAAAUGCAGCCUUGCAGCGGAUAAAAUCAAGUUGGACCCACAGUCACCUUGUGGCGCUCGCACCGCUGAGCGUCCCGCUAAGUCUCCCCCUACUCUUCUUUUGUUUUUGAUCAUUGCAUUCGCCCAGAAAUUUUACUCCCUACGUCAAUGCUAACGAACAUUAGGAGAAACAGAGGCUUUAGAUAUAAAAAAAAAAAAUAACACAAGAUAAAUAAGUAAGAAAUCGUUUGGAUCAGCCAAUCAGGAGCAUGUUUGUUUUUUGUUUGUUUUUUGCCAAAAUUGAAUUAAAUUGUAAAAAUCUAAUCUUGUAAAACGGCCUCUGCCUUCAUAAAGGUGAUCAAGUUAGCGUUUGGUUAUUUUAGAAGAUAUUUUAAGGUCGUCUUGGGACGGAAGGCGUCAGUGUAACCGUGGAAGUUCAAUGUCUGACCUCAGGACCGCCGGUUUCAGGACUCUCCUCCUCUCGCGAGGGCGCGUCCAGGUUCUUCUUGGCUCACUCGCCAAAUACAAACACCGACUUGCAGGGUUUUUCGUUUCUUCUCCAUGCUGCAUUGUAUAUUUGAUCCGAAUGUAAAAGGUUAAGUGUCGAUUUAGUCUUCCCUCGGUCUGUUUAUAUUUAUUGUACUGUACAUACUAAACCGUAUGCAGCAGAAUGCCAGUGGUCUUCGUCUCCCCCCCUUUUUUUUUUCCUCUCAAGACUCAUUUUGUAAAUGUGCUCCACCUUCCUCCUGUUCACUCUCAGCAAGUUAUUUCUACCCGAAACAGGCCAAAAGCAGAACACAUCUGCAGAUUUUCUGCAGAACAAUUUGACGAAUGUCCACUUCCACUCACCACCUUCACCCCCCACACACACACACAUCUGUCUCAAAUUCAAGUGGUGCCUUACCAGAACCAGAUAAUCUUCUUAUACAGUGAAACCACCAUUGAAAGUUGUGAAGCAAGUCGCAUCCUGUUUGGAACAAGGCAGCACUCCUCCUCGCACUUGUGUACGUUUUUGUUUUUGUGCUGUUUCCACCGAAAAAAUAAACUUUUUUUAUUCCACAUCCGGCCGAUAAACAAAACUUUUUGCGAAAUGAAUGAAAAUCUGCCUCCCGUCAAACAUGAAACGCUUUGGUUGUUGCGUCAUCGGCCUCACCUGUCGUAUCCGUCAUCCACCUGUACUCGUCCUGCAUGUUGGGUCAGCGCGACCUUUGCCCGGCUGGUUCCACCCUUUUAUUUGGGUAGUGAGUUGGAAGCUCCUGUUGUUAAUAUCUCUGAUCUAUGUGUCAUUUUUAAAACUUGUUACAGUAUUAACAAGACAUGCUUUUUUUUAAAAUUGUGAAAAAUAAAGGCUCGUCUUUUACUGUAA
Messenger RNA from Mugil cephalus (flathead mullet), 2916 nucleotides. Its product is annotated as dnaJ homolog subfamily C member 7-like. The coding region runs from base 60 to 1553 and encodes 497 amino acids. Gene Ontology annotation, molecular function: protein binding. The record is from RefSeq and is a predicted model, not a curated record. NCBI's taxonomy places the organism in Eukaryota, Metazoa, Chordata, Actinopteri, Mugiliformes, Mugilidae. The transcript is spliced from 14 exons.